This is a messenger RNA of Eutrema salsugineum, 2850 nucleotides long. RefSeq lists its product as uncharacterized. The record is from RefSeq and is a predicted model, not a curated record. The transcript is spliced from 7 exons. The coding region runs from base 1 to 2850 and encodes 949 amino acids. Lineage: Eukaryota; Viridiplantae; Streptophyta; Magnoliopsida; Brassicales; Brassicaceae.
AUGGUGGACAAGGCAUGGGUUCACCUAUGCAGAGCGGAUCCUGCAUAUGAGAUUGGUGCUAGGAAUUUUGUGAACUCAGUUGCCUAUGCCUUAGGAGAUUGUGAUUUGGUUAUAUGCCCGUGCAUUGAUUGUCGAAACGUAGACCGUCAUUCUAAAAAUGAUGUAGUGGAUCACUUGGUCACAAGAGUUAUGGAUGAGACGUACAAGCUAAGGACUGAUUGGUAUCAUCAUGGGGAAGUAAACUGUGGGUCUGACGAAGCAAGGAAAGUGAUAAGAGAGUGGAACGAGGAGAUUGUAGGGUUGUAUCAAGCUGCCGAAUACUUGGAUGAAGAGUUAGCUAACAAGACGGACUUAUGCGAUGUUGCUGAAGGUUUAGACAAGAGAGAAGACGAGUUUCUAGCUAAACUUGCUGAUGCCGAAACGCCAUUGUAUCCAAGUUGUGCCAGCCAUAGCAAGCUAUCAGCAAUUGUAUCGUUGUUUAGGCUGAAGACUCAGAAUGGGUGGUCGGACAAGAGCUUCAACGAGCUGUUAGAGACACUGCCGAGUAUGUUGCCGGAGGAUAAUGUGCUUCACACCUCGUUGUAUGACGUGAAGAAGUUCCUCAAGUCUUUCCAUAUGGGGUACGAGAAGAUCCAUGCCUGUGUUAAUGAUUGUUGUCUUUUCAGAAAGGGGUUGAAGAAGUUAGACAACUGUCCCAAGUGCAAGACAUCAAGAUGGAAGACUAACUUCCAAACCGGUGAACUUAAAAAAGGUGUCCCUCAGAAAGUUUUGAGGUACUUUCCCAUCAUUCCGAGGCUGAAGAGGAUGUUUAGGUCAGAGCAAACUGCUAAGGAGUUACGGUGGCAUUUUACUAACAAAAGUAAUGAUGGAAAGCUGCGUCAUCCCGUAGACUCCGUAACAUGGGACCAGAUGAAUUCCAAGUACCCGUUGUUUGCCGCAGAAUCAAGGAACAUUCGGCUAGGUCUAUCUACCGACGGUUUCAAUCCAUUCAGCAUGAAAAAUACAAGGUAUUCUUGUUGGCCUGUAUUGUUGGUGAAUUAUAAUAUGGCUCCAGACUUGUGUAUGAAGAAGGAGAAUAUCAUGCUUUCCUUGUUGAUUCCUGGACCGUAUCAACCUGGCAACAGUAUAGAUGUGUACUUGGAGCCACUGAUCGAUGACCUCCAACGAUUGUGGGACAUUGGAGAACAAAUGUAUGAUGCAUUCAGUAAAACCACAUUCACAAUGAAGGCAAUGCUAUUGUGGACUAUUAGUGACCUACCUGCAUAUGGAAAUCUGGCUGGCUGCAGAGUAAAAGGUAAGAUGGGAUGUCCAUUAUGUGGAAAGCAUACUGAUAGUUUAUGGUUACCUAAUAGCAGGAAGCAUGUUUACAUGUGUCAUAGAAAGGGAUUAUCACCCACGCAUAGUUACCGUGGGAAGAAGGCAUGGUUCCAUGGAAAAGUUGAAUAUGGAAGGAAGGGUAGGAUUCUAACGGGUCAUAACAUAUCUGUGUUGCUGAAGAAUUACAAAAACGAGUUUGGAAAUGUUAGACAAGCUGGAAGGAAAAGAAAAAGGGUUAUUCCUGCGGAGUCAUUAGCUGAUAGUGAAGACGAAGAAUCCGAAUCAGAGGAGGAAGAGGAAGUAGAUGAAGAAGAAUUAUCUAGAUGGAAGAAACGAUCUAUCUUUUUCAAUUUUCCUUACUGGGAGGAACUCCCGGUCAGACAUAACUUAGACGUUAUGCACGUAGAAAGAAAUGUUGCAGCGAGCAUCAUUUCCACCUUGCUGCAUUGUGGAAAUUCAAAAGACGGUCUUAAUGCUCGUAAAGCUCUACAAGUCCUUGGUAUUAGGAAAGAGUUGAAUCCUAAAGCCAGAGGCAAACGAACUUACUUACCUGCAGCACCGUGCGUAUCAUUAGAAGAGUCUAAGACAAUGGGAUUGAAGUCACACGAUUACCAUGUGCUCAUGCAACAACUUUUACCAGUUGCACUUAGAGGUCUUUUACCGAAAGGGCCUAGAAUAGCCAUUACACGAUUAUGUGCAUUCUUCAACAAUCUAUGUCAACGUGUUGUUGAUAGGGAGAAAAUAUCAGGAAUGGAAAACGAAAGCGUUGAGACUAUUUGUAUGUUUGAGAGAUUUUUCCCACCUAGUUUCUUUGAUAUAAUGGUUCACUUGUGUAUACAUCUUGGGAGGGAAGCUAGAUUAGGUGGACCUGUGCACUUUCGAUGGAUGUAUCCUUUCGAGAGACACAUGAAACUGUUGAAAGACUACGUCAGGAAUCCUGCAAGACCGGAAGGAUGUAUUGCUGAAUCAUAUCUAGCAGAGGAAUGUAUGCAGUUCUGCAGAGAUUUCUUGAGGAAGACCACAAGUGGUGUCACCAUGAAAUUACAAAUGAAGUGUCUGUUAUUCGACUGGGCUGGAACGGAUGAAAAAGUUGGUGAAGGACGUAUUUUGUCUGAAGAGCCUGAGGAAUUUGUCAACAGUAUACCCUUAGGCCCAAACUCAUACAAAGUUUUGGUGGAAACAGCGAUUAAGCCAGAAGCUUAUCUUUGGAGACCUGCUCGCAACGUCUUCAAUAUGGAGCAAGCAGUUGGAGAGAUGAUUGCAUGGCCUCACAAUUUUGUGGUUCCCUUUAGCAGCGGAUGUGAACCAGAAGACAUUACGCCUCUGAGUCCUAAUACUAGCUCUCGGAACUUCUGCAAGCUGCUUGACUGGGCUAGAACUAACGAGGAAGUUGUUGCAGAGGGUCGUUGGCAUUCUCGAGAGCCAAAAGCAUUAGUCAACGGACUACCUCUCGGACCUAAUGCAGUGAAGGUAUCGUCGAUGUGGUUUUAUGCCCAAAUACCUUCCGCUGGAGGCCAACGACUGAGUUCUUAG